AUGGUGCCACAACUACGAUACGUCUUCACCCUCGACGUCGAAUUGGCGCCACCGGUAGAUUUUGGAAAGACGUACAGCGGCGAUCGAAGAUUCAUACCCAUCACCGGCGGUACUCUCGAUGGAGACGGCAUCCAGGGCCGGAUCCUUCCAGGUGGCGGAGACUGGAACGCAGCCCGGGAAGACGGGGUCGUCCACGUCAUGGCCAAGUAUGCCAUACAGAUGGACGACGGGACGAUGGUGAACAUUACGAACGAGGGUUAUGGCAGGGCAAGCCAACAGACCAUGAAAACCGUCUUCAGCUCACCGGAAGCGGUAGCCGGAUCACCAACUAAUGGGGCCAGUGAGUGGUAUACGAAAACGUUUCCGCAUUUCGAGGUUGCAGAAGGCAAAUACGGGUGGCUUGGCAAGUCGUGUUUCGUCGGUGAUCUCCUCCCACCUGAGAGGCUUGGUCGUGUCAAGAUUAGGAUAUACGAGAUCGUCUAG
This is a messenger RNA of Neoarthrinium moseri, 483 nucleotides long. RefSeq lists its product as uncharacterized. The coding region runs from base 1 to 483 and encodes 160 amino acids. The transcript has a single exon. The record is from RefSeq and is a predicted model, not a curated record. Lineage: Eukaryota; Fungi; Ascomycota; Sordariomycetes; Amphisphaeriales; Apiosporaceae.